GAUUUCCGCCAGUCCUUACGUAAACGCCAGCCAAAACAUGGGCCCUGUUUCCGGCAACCAGCGCGCGCCCGGUGCUUUCGACUCUACCCGUUGCGUAAUGACGUCCUUUUCCCGCCAUCACUGAGUUGGUUGAACGCGUUAUUGGGGAGCUGCGCAAUGGCCGGAGUAGAAGACUGGAUUAGCGCUCCGCUCGCUGUGGUGCAGGGUUUAUUCUCAGCUCAGAGACAGGCGAAUGGAGACUGGGAGAAGAACGUUACCGACUACUUCCAUGAUAAACUACAGGGGAAUCGCUCUGCCGCUUCUGUGCCGUGUCUCAAUGACGUCCCCCUGCAUUACCUGAAGCCAAACAGCCUGGUGAGGUUCCGCUGCAUGGUGCAGGACAUGUUCGACCCGGAGUUCUACAUGGGGGUCUAUGAAACCGUCGAUACAAACACCAGCGCCAGAGUUCUGCAUUUCGGGAAGUACAGGGAUCUGGCCGAGAGCCUGCCGCAGCAGGAGGUGGAUCUGGACUCUCGUCGCAACGUAACCUGCGAGAGACAAACCUUCUACUGUGUCCCGGUGCCGGGGGAAUCCCCGUGGGUGAAGGACGCCUACACCUGCUCCAGCCAGGCAAGGGCCUGCGCCUCCACCUCCUACACCCCCAGUCGGCAGAAGAGGAGCUACGAGGAAGAUGAGGACGUCGGCCCAUGUAAGGAACAUCCCACAUUAGUGCGGCAGCAAUUGGUACGGCUCACACGGGGGUAUUUAUCUAUCUGUCGUCCCCACGCAGGUGACACUCGCACUUCCCAUGGACUAGGGGAACCAAAACGAUUGGAGACUGAAGCUGCGGGACUUCAGCAGAACCAACCUUCCAGCUGCUCUUCUGCCCCCGACCUGAACUUCCCUCUACCCGGCGAGAAAGGACCUGCCUGUCUCAUAAAGGUGUAUGAGGGUUGGGACAGCUUCAAGGUGAACGAUAUUAUAGAGGUGUAUGGAAUCUUAUCAGUGGACCCUGCUCUGAGUGCGGUGAAUGAGGACAGAGAUGCAGUGUCUGCCCUGCUGGACCCGUCUGAUAACAUGGAAACCCUGGAGGAACAACGUGCUCACUGCCCUCCCGCCUCCCUGGUGCCCAGAAUUCACUCCGUUGUUACAUGGAAACUGCAACACAAUAACCCCCUGCUGCCCGGCACCCUCCAAGGCACAGAGGAGAGCAAGCUGUUUGUCUCCAACCUCCUGUGUGAAGUGUCAGCUGUGAGGGCCGAGCUCCUGGGCUUCCUGUCACAUGCGCUGCUUGGGGACAGUCUCGCUGCCGAGUAUCUCAUUAUUCAUCUCAUCUCUACAGUAUAUGCUCGGAGGGACGUGCUUCCCCUGGGAAAGUUCACGUUGAACCUCAGUGGCUGCCCCAGGAACGGUAUCUUUUCAGAACUUCUGUACCGAAUCCUCCAGCAGAUUGUCCCUGCGGCUCACUACCUCCCAAUGACCAUAGAGAACAUGAACAAGCUGCGCUUCAUCCCACACAAGGAUUACAAUGCCAAUCGUCUCAGGAGUGGUCUCUUGCAGUUAUCGGCUCACACGUCUCUGCUGCUGGACGAGACUCUGCUGGAGCAGGGACAGCUAGACACUGCAGGGGUGCACAAUGUGACCGCACUGGGAAACCUGAUCACUUGGCAAAAGGUGGAUUAUGACUUCAGUUACCAUCGGAUGGAAUUCCCCUGCAACAUUAAUGUCCUUGUCACAUCCGAGGGGCGCUCUCUACUCCCAUCAGACUGCCGAGUCCACUUACAGCCGCAGAUGACGCCUCCGAAUCUGGAGCAGUACAUGGGGGCUCUUCUCAGCGCUUCUCUACCCUCCCUGCUCAACAAAUUCCGCAGCUACAUCGGCCUCCUGAGACUCCUGGAUUACAGCAUCUCUGAUGAGAUCACAAAGGCUGUUGAAGAUGAUUUUGUGGAAAUGCGUAAGAAUGACCCGCAGAGCAUUAGUGCUGAUGACUUGCACCGGCUGCUGGUUGUUUCCAGGUUGUUGUCACUGAGCUCAGGUCAGACGACUCUCUCCAGGGAAAUGUGGCUCAGGGCAAAGCAGCUGGAACAGCAGAGGAAAAGCCGAUUCCGAGAGCAGAAACACGUGAAUGGGAAUGAACUUUAGGGGUUUCACUCCUCCACACGGUGCUGUGCCUGGAUAAAGGGGACCUUGUCUGCUUCUUUGUUUUCAGCCUGAUACCUGCAUGUGGCACCCUGUUCUGCUCAGAUCUUCCCUGUGCUCUGCCCAUGACUUACUCAAGGACUUUUUUUUACGAAACCGGUUUUGUAAAUUUUGUAAUUCCAACAAGCGUAACGGAAAUUUGAUAUUAAAUUGUUAACAGCUAAUAAAUUAACUUUCUUCA
This is a messenger RNA of Xenopus laevis (African clawed frog), 2359 nucleotides long. It is a transcript of the gene mcmbp.L, whose product is annotated as minichromosome maintenance complex binding protein L homeolog. Bases 157 to 2121 code for a protein of 654 amino acids. The transcript is spliced from 15 exons. Gene Ontology annotation, biological process: DNA-templated DNA replication. Gene Ontology annotation, cellular component: nucleus. NCBI's taxonomy places the organism in Eukaryota, Metazoa, Chordata, Amphibia, Anura, Pipidae. Gene Ontology annotation, molecular function: chromatin binding. The record is from RefSeq and is a predicted model, not a curated record.